Molecule: messenger RNA, 1712 nt
Organism: Osmerus eperlanus (European smelt)
Lineage: Eukaryota; Metazoa; Chordata; Actinopteri; Osmeriformes; Osmeridae
Product: cytochrome P450 2J4-like
Exons: 10
Coding region: 210-1712 (500 amino acids)
Biological process (GO): xenobiotic metabolic process
Cellular component (GO): intracellular membrane-bounded organelle; cytoplasm
Molecular function (GO): heme binding; iron ion binding; oxidoreductase activity, acting on paired donors, with incorporation or reduction of molecular oxygen, reduced flavin or flavoprotein as one donor, and incorporation of one atom of oxygen
Source: RefSeq, a predicted model, not a curated record
UCUUUUAUCAAUGGACUUUGUAAAACAAGCUUGCGUAACUUCAUAAUUCAGCAGCCAACAUAAACACAAACACGCUGCCUCCGAUAGUUUUUCUGUGUAGUUAACAACUUCGUGUAGCCUAUACGCUACCCCAGCCUAGUAACUCUAUUUGUAGUCUGAUAAAACCAAAGACGCCUGAUUUACACACAGCCUUACAGGGCUCAAGAAUUAUGGCCGUAUUCGAGGUCUUCAACUCCGUGAUUAGCCAGUGGAUUGACACCCAAGGGGUUCUACUCUUCCUAUUGGUUCUGUUAGUGGUGAAGUAUUUAAACAACCUUCCUCCAAAGAACUACCCUCCUGGCCCUUUGCCCCUCCCUUUUAUUGGAAACGUUCUCAAUAUCAACAUCAUGGACCCAAUUGGAUCCUGUAAGAAGCUUGCAGUAACCUACGGAGAUGUGUCCAGCCUCGACCUGGGCGGAGGAAACCCCUGUGUGCUCCUUUCAGGCCUGAAAGGUUUCAGAGAGGCCUUCGUAGAGCAGGCAGAGGCCUUCACCGAUCGCCCCUCUUACCCCCUGAACGACAGGCUCAGCAAAGGUCUAGGCCUCGUCUCCUCCAGUGGACACAUGUGGAGGCAGCAGAGACGAUUCGCCCUGUCCACACUCAAGUACUUUGGUGUGGGCAAGAAAACCCUGGAAGACUCCAUCCUUCAGGAGAGCCAGCUUCUGUGUGACGCUUACCUGGCAAAGAGAGGCCUGCCUUUCAACCCUCAUCACGUAACCAACAAUGCUGUGGCCAACAUAAUAUGUACCCUAGUUUUUGGCCGCAGGUUUGAAUACAAUGACCAGUACUUUCAUCACAUGAUGAAGUGCGCCGAUGAUGUUCUACAACUUCCUGCUACGUUCUGUGGUCGGAUGUAUAACCAGUUCCCCACGGUGAUGUCCUACCUACCUGGCAAACACCAUACUGUCUUCGCCCAACUCCAAGAGGUCAAAGAGUUCAUCAGAGCAGAGGUGGAGAAGCACAGGGAGGAUAAGAACCCCUCCGACCCCAGGGACUACAUCGACUGUUACCUCAACGAGAUAGAGAAGAAUAAAGACGAGAGCGCUGGCUUCACUGAGGAGAAUCUCCUCUUCUGUGUGGUGGAUCUGUUCGGGGCCGGGACCGAAACCACAUCUACCACCCUCCGCUGGGCAAUCCUCUACAUGACCAAAUACCCAGAGAUACAAGACAAAGUCCACGCAGAGAUUGAUCAUGUCGUAGGACAGUCUCGCCAGCCCUCCAUGGACGACAGAGUCAAAAUGCCGUAUACCUACGCUGUCAUCCACGAGAUCCAGAGGUUUGGUAACAUUGUCCCCUUCACUCCCCCCAGAGUGGCCAACAAGGACACAACUGUGGCUGGGUAUGUCAUCCCAAAGGGGGUGAUGAUUUUGCCGUUGUUGAAACCUAUACUAGAAGACAGGAGUGAGUAUGCUGCUCCUGAUCAGUUUAAUCCUGGACAUUUCCUGGAUGACAAGGGGCACUUUGUCAAAAGAGAUAAUUUCAUCCCUUUUUCGAUAGGUAAGAGAAUGUGUCCAGGUGAGCAGCUGGCCAGGAUGGAGCUGUUCCUGUUCUUCACCUCCCUGUUCCAGCGCUUCUCCUUCCAGGCCCCAGACGGCUGCCAGCUAGACCUGACAAGCGAAUUGGGCAUCACCAGCGGACCUGUGCCCUACAAGAUCUGUGCCCUAGCUCGAUAA